Stylonychia lemnae is the source of this 1917-nucleotide messenger RNA. NCBI's taxonomy places the organism in Eukaryota, Ciliophora, Spirotrichea, Sporadotrichida, Oxytrichidae. The record is from the annotation of a GenBank genome assembly.
AUGAAGAAUAACAGCAGUAUGAUUAAACAGCCACCAUUUUUGAAGAGAUUUUUAAAAAUGCUUAAAUCUCAAGAUGCAUUCGGGCAUAAAAUAACAUUGAACUACUAAAAUUAACCAACAUUUAAAAGUACUUUCGGGGGUAUUGUGACUGUCAUACUUAGAAUCCUCAUCUUUGGCUAUUUUCUAUCAAACUUAGUAACAGUUAUCAACAGGUCACAAAGUGCAAUUGUUAAUUCACUAUACAAGAGAGAUUUAUCAUUUGAUGAUACAGCUUUUGAUUUGAGUAGAGAAAACUUUGAUAUGGGCAUAUUUAUUUCCUACUUUGGAAAGAGGGAUGGAAAUAUUUAAGAAAAUAUCCACACAUAUUUCACUACCUAGAUAUUCUAAGUCUUUUUUGAAGAUGAUCCUAAUACAUGGGGAACAGGCAGUGAUUGGUAGUAAACUGAAAUAGAAUUAUAAUUGUGUGAUGAAUCAAGAUUUCUUGGUGAGAAAAGGCAAGCUAAGCUAAUCAACAUUACUGGGAACUACUUAUGCCCUGACAAGGAAUUCAAUUUAAAAUUAGCUGGUGGUACAUCAUCAAAGUCAGCCUAUAUUAUUUAUGUAACUGUUGAUUACUGUAAUUAAGAUGUACUAGAUAGAAGGUAUCCGAAUCAAAAUUUAAAAUGCAAAUCUCACAAUGAGUCUGACGAGAUAAUGCCAUUCAUGAAUAUAUUCUUCUCAUACUUGACUCAAUACUUUGAUCAUAACAAUUACUCUCAAUAACCAAUAGUAAACAACAUCUAGAACAAUUAUUGGCCUCUAAAUAAGUACAUUAGUAACAAUCAAAUGAUGAAAUAUAGUAAAAACAAGGCCAUAACAAAAGACUCCUGGCUUACCACUAAUUUAUUCAAUGACGAAUUCACAUAUUUCUCAGGGAGACUUGACUAUACAUAAAUCGGAACUAGAUAUUUGGAUGCUGGAUGGAGUCUAUUCAGUGUAGAGAUUGAUAUGGAUGAGAGUUACGUAUCUGUUGAUAGGACGGUUAUGACUAUGCUAGAUGCAUUUUCAAUUGUUGGAGGACUUAUGGGAAUCGCCUUCACUUUCGUUCAGUUCUUUAUGGAACGUAUUCAGGAGAACUUGUUUCUUUCAUCAAUUAUUAGCAAGAUCUUCUACCAAACAAGUGAAGAUAGAGAUAUUAAAAUAGAUGACAACUACGUUUCUGGCACUAUCUCACCUUUGUUUAGACCAACAACUAUAAAAUGCUCACCACAAGAUUCUUCUGCGUCUCUAAGUUAAAAUUUGAGUGGUGAUAGAAAUCAUUUAAAUGAAAGCAUUUUCAGGUUUAUCAAAAAUCUGAAGAAGUUUAAGUUUACUUUUAAGGAUCUAAUGAAAUAUUCACUUAGAAAUACAUGCUGCAGAAUUUUUCUGGGGAAUAUUGGAAUGAACAAAAAGAAAAUAUAAAAAUAUUAAAUGUACUUGAAAGCUAAGAAUAAUAUCGAGAAUGAAUUCGAUAUUGUUAGAGUUAUGAAAACAAUGAGAAGAGUCGAUCUGAUAUUCAAAACAAUGUUUUCUCAAUACCAAGCAUUUUUCAUUCCAAUCUUAAGGUACAAUGUUUUAUCACCAAAUGAUACGGCUUUAAAAGAAGCUGAUUUCAACUAGAGAGAGAUAUAGUUGAUAAAAAAGAUUGAAGAUGAUUAGCUGAAGAUUUUCAUCAGCUAGUUAAUAGUGUAAAGUCAAAGCUAGAAGAUAGAUAAAAGAAUAUUGAAGCAUCUUAGUGAUGAAUUUAGAGCAAUUCUAGACAUUGAAAAGAAAAAUGAUGAUUUCACAAAAAAUAAUAAGAUAGCUAAAUCUGUUAGGAUCACAUUUUUAAAAAGGCUUUAGUAGAGUAUAGAUGUAAAUAAAACUUAAGCAAUAGAUGAAGAAGAUUGGAAAAUCUGA